Molecule: messenger RNA, 3087 nt
Organism: Pararge aegeria (speckled wood butterfly)
Lineage: Eukaryota; Metazoa; Arthropoda; Insecta; Lepidoptera; Nymphalidae
Gene: Pdk
Product: pyruvate dehydrogenase (acetyl-transferring) kinase, mitochondrial
Exons: 9
Coding region: 207-1448 (413 amino acids)
Biological process (GO): protein phosphorylation; regulation of glucose metabolic process
Cellular component (GO): mitochondrion
Molecular function (GO): pyruvate dehydrogenase (acetyl-transferring) kinase activity
Source: RefSeq, a predicted model, not a curated record
AGAAUUGUUUUUUUUUCAUCAGUUGAAAAUUUUGCGUACACAUGGAUUGUUUGCGCGUUUCGAAAUCAAAUCGCUUAUUCAGUGAUUAUUAUUUGCUAGCGAAUCUUUUCAGUAUGUGCCGCACCGUUAUUUAGUGGUUAAUUUAUUAAACAGUGAACAUUUUUAAAUUAUUUGGUGUUAGAGUGCUAAAAUACAAAUCUAUCAAAAUGAGGCUAGCGGGCACAAUUUUUUCGAAUGUUACCAAAAUGUUGGACUUUUAUUCACAGUUUAACCCAUCGCCGCUCUCAAUAAAACAGUUUAUUGACUUCGGGUUGAACGCGUGCGAAAGGAAAUCUUAUUUGUUCCUGAGGAAAGAGCUUCCAGUGAGGCUAGCGAACAUAAUGAAGGAGAUCGCGCUAUUGCCGGACAACCUGCUUCGGAUGCCCUCCCUGGGGCUGGUGAACCAGUGGUACGAGCGCUCCUUCGAGGAGAUCAUCGAGUUUGAGAAGAAGGAGCCGGAGCCGCCGGUGUUGAGCCAAUUCUGUGAACGUCUAGUGCACAUCCGAAAUAGGCACGCAGAUGUGGUCCAGACCAUGGCGCAAGGAGUUCUAGAGCUGAAAGAGUCGCACGAAGUGGACCCCGGCAUCGAGAACUCGAUACAGUAUUUCCUCGAUCGAUUCUACAUGAGUCGGAUAUCAAUUCGGAUGCUCAUUAAUCAGCACACGCUUCUGUUUGGCGACCAGCUGGGCUCGCGGCAGGCGUCAGUCAAUGGCAUGGGUAACGGGGGCAGGCAUAUCGGCUCCAUCGACCCCGCGUGCGACGUUGCCGCCGUGGUGCGAGACGCGUUCGAAAACGCGCGGUUUUUGUGCGACCGCUACUAUCUCGCGUCGCCGGAACUUGAGCUGAUGCAGGAUGGAAGGCCGAGCGACCAGCCAAUGCCAAUCGUGUACGUUCCUUCCCAUCUCUACCACAUGUUGUUUGAGCUGUUCAAGAACUCUAUGCGUGCGGUCAUGGAGAGUCACGAGAACACUCCCCCUCCCAUUCAGGUCAACCUGAUCAGGGGGAGGGAAGACGUCAGCGUCAAGAUCUCGGACCGCGGCGGAGGUAUAUCGCGCAGCGUGUCAGACCUGCUCUUCAAGUACAUGUACAGCACUGCUCCGCAGCCCUCCAAGUCAGAUUCCCACAACGUGCCGUUGGCCGGUUACGGAUACGGGUUGCCCAUAUCGCGUCUGUACGCGCGCUACUUCCAUGGCGACCUGGUGCUCGUGUCAUGCGAGGGCUUUGGAACUGAUGCAGUCAUAUACCUGAAGGCGCUGUCAAACGAAGCCAAUGAACUACUCCCAAUCUUCAACCGAACGUCUAGCAAGUUCUAUCGGACUGCACCAGCGGCUGCUGAUUGGUCGGGAACCGUACCGAAUGUGUCCCGAAAUCCUUCCCGGGACAAGCCGUCUCUGUCACACAAAGCGUAACGCGUAUAUGUUACAAGAGGACAGAUAUAUAUAUACCAUCUAUAUUGCAUGUUUUCUAACCGGACCGGAACCUAUCGUGUUCCGAUAUCCUUCGCGGGACAAACCGUCUCCUAUAUUAUGUAUUAUAUACAACCAAUUUUGCAGGUUUUCUUACCGGUACCCGUACCGAAUGUGUCCCGAAAUCCUAUUCGCGAUUUGCCCUACUUAUCACACAGCGUAUUACGUAUAUAUUUUAGUAAGGGACAGCUGUAUAAUAUAUAUAAUAUACAGCAUCAAACACGCAUAUUGUAUGGUUCAACAUCCGCGGCAUUUCAUGCAAAUUUCUCGGGACUAAUAUCAAACGUGUCCCGAAAUCCUGGGACAAGCCAUCUCUUUGACACAAGGUGUAAUGUGUAUAUGUGCGAGUAGGACAGCAGUUAGCAAAAAUUUCAUUGUAUUAUAUUUUUAUGACUCAUGAGGCUUUUAUGUGGUUUUUACUUCAAUUUACAAGAUAAUUGUUAUCUUAGUAUAAUUAUAAUUGUAUCUUGCAUUACUAUACUAAAUAUCGCGGUAAGGCAGACUAGGUCUGCGAACUGCGGCAAAAUCACAACGACUGCACACCGACUCAACUAAACGACCACACACUUUUCUCACGAUCGUUCGAAACCUCAACUUCCGCUCCCACCCAUACAUAUGCGCCACAAAAAACAUUUUAUUUAUAUGAAAUGUUUUAUUUUUCGUUGAAUAUUUUUUUUAUAUUAUUGAAUGUGAUACUCAGUAUAGUAUAGGAAUACUAAGGUUUGCGAGGUUAAAUGUUUUUAUAUGUACAACUUCCGCGUUGUGUUAUAACCCUGAUAGUUGCUAACCUACCUCCAUACAAAAUCGGCGAUCUCACAACAGUGGUUGCACACUCUCGCAAAUUUCGUAUGGAGAUUACAGGUCGGUUGUAGAAACAUUCAGAAAAGGUACACAAUACUGGAUCUGGUGAUGGUGAACAGUGAUUUUUAUUUUUAUAUACUGUUUUUGGCCAUAAAUUGUAUACACUUUGUAUGAAUUCAUAAUUUCACAAUAAGAAAACAUGUAUAUGUUUUAAUUAUAUUGAAAUUGUUUAGAUGAAAUGAUUGACUGAUUAAUUUGAAAUUAAAUUUAUGAAAAAAAUGUGUAAUGUAUUUUUAAGUUGGUUUUAUGUUAAAAUUGAAUGGAUUCAAAUGUCAUCGAUUUAAUGGAAUUGUUUUUUUUUUUGCGUUUUUAUUUCGGAUUGAAAUAAGAAGAAUAGAGUUAAAUAUAUUUUGUAAUAAUAAAGAAUUAAAUCUCACUAAUAAAAAAAAUACUAACAAAAACUGCACAAUGAGUACAUACAGAAUAUAAGUAAUAAAAAAAAACAUUAAAGUGUAUUGCGUAGAUGCUAAUUAAAAAAAAUAUAUUUAAGGCUAGCGUGUCUUUGUAAAAGUCCGUGAUAUACAAUAAACCACUGACCUCUGUUAUUAGCACACUGGACUGGCAUCAGUGUGACUAAGCAAAAUUCAACUUUCUACCGUACUGUGAGAUAUUCUAUCAUUUAUUUGUGCCCUGCUCGGCUAUCACGGGCAGGAGACAAUUAUAUCACAAAGGAAACGAUAUCAAUUUAUCUUCUUCCACAGCUUUAUCAACUCUCAGAGCA